Molecule: messenger RNA, 426 nt
Organism: Plectropomus leopardus (leopard coralgrouper)
Lineage: Eukaryota; Metazoa; Chordata; Actinopteri; Perciformes; Serranidae
Source: RefSeq, a predicted model, not a curated record
AAAGCUCUUCAUCCCUCCUCUGCAGCGUCCUCCUCCUCGGAUGUGCCAUCCGAUCUGAAUGCCAGUAAAAAAAAUGAAAAUGCAACCUCACCAGAGAUAGGCCCUCCGCCUCGGUUCAUCAUUGGGGUGGCUUUAACUUUGGGGUUCACCUUAAUGUUUGUAGUGGAUCAGAUUGGAAGUUACCUCUCCAUGCGUGACCAGACCACUCGUUUGCCUAACAGUGUCGGCAUCACGGCCACUCUGGGACUGGUUAUUCAUGCUGCAGCUGAUGGAUUCGCUGUGGGUGCAGCUGUGGCCACGGGUCAAGUGACAGUGCAAGUUAUAGUAUUUUUAGCUGUGAUUCUACACAAGGCACCUGCAGCUUUUGGUUUGGUCUCCUUUCUGAUGCAUGCAGGCCUUGAAAAAAAGUACAUUCAGGGACACUUA